AUGGAUAGAAGUUCUGAUGACGAGUCAGAGGUCAGUGAGUCUGAGAUUGAGGUCUAUUCUGAGAAACCUUACGAGCAACUCAAGAAAGGUUUGCACAAGGUUAAGGUGAAGGAUGGCAUAUUCAGGUGCCCUUUUUGCUCAGGGAAGAAGAAGCAACAUUACAAGUACAAGGAGCUGCUUGCUCAUGCGUCUGGUGUUGCUAAAGGAUCUGCGAGCAGAAAUGCUAAACAAAAGGCUAAUCACUUGGCUUUGGCCAAGUACAUGAACAACGAGCUUGCUGGUGAUGCUGAAGUCCCACUACGAAUUACCGCGUCCUCGUCAAAGCAGCCUCAAGAAGAUGCGAGUGAUAUUUAUGUCUGGCCUUGGAUGGGGAUUGUCAUCAAUCCAUUGAGAAGCAAUGAUGAUAAGAAUUUGCUCCUUGGUUCAGCUUAUUGGUUGAAGAAGCUCGCUAGAUUUGAGCCUCUUGAGGUUAAAACCCUAUGGAUUGAGCAGGAUUCGUUAGUUGCCGUCAUUGCUAAGUUUAACAAGCGUAUGAGUGGGUUCAAGAGUGUCACAGAGCUUGAGAAGGAAUAUGAGAUUAAGCGAUGCGGCAAAAAAGACUGGAGUGAUAAAACAGGAGGCUGGAGGUCCAAGAAUUAUGGUUGGUGCGCACGUGCAGAUGACUACAACUCUCAAGGGUCGAUAGCAGAGUACUUGUCCAGUGAAGGGAAACUGAGAAGUUUCUCUGAAAUCUCCAAAGAGGAAGCGCAGAAUACGAAUCUUGUGGUGGAAGAGCUAGCAAAUAAAAUUGCUAUGACGAAUGAGGAUCUGAACAAGGUCCAGUACAAGUACAACGAGAAGGCGAUCUCUCUGCACAAGGUUCUCUUAGAGAAAGAAGAGCUUGACCGAGCUUAUAAAGAAGAAACAAAAAGGAUGCAGGAGUUGUCGCGGCGUAAUGUCAACAGAAUCUUAGAAGAAAAAGAUAGGCUGAGCAAUGAACUGGAGUCUAAAAUGACAAAACUGAAAAAUUGGUCCAAAGAAUUGGACAAGAAGGAAGCACUAACUGAACUGGAGAGACAAAAGCUUGAUGAAGAAAAGAAGAAGAACGAUGCCUUGAACUGCUCCCUCCAAUUAGCUACAGUGGAGCAGAAAAAUACAGAUGAUCGUGUCUUGAGACUUGUGGAAGAACACAAGAGGCAGAAAGAGGAGACUUUGAACAAGAUCCUUCAGCUUGAGAAGGACUUAAACAACAAGCAGAAACUUCAAAUGGAGAUUCAAGAGCUGACAGGAAAGCUGCAAGUCAUGAAGCAUGGGGAGGAUGAAGAUGACGAGGACGUUAAGAAGAGAAUGAAGGAUAUGAUCGAAGAGCUGGAGGAGAAGCGUUCUGAGUUACAAGAUAUGGAGGAGAUGAACUCGGCACUCAUGAUAAAAGAACGUGAAAGCAAUGAUGAGAUACAAGAAGCUCGCGGAGAAUUGAUUACGGGAUUGAGAGAUAUGUUGAAUGAUCGUACCAUCAUCCAAGUAAAGCGGAUGGGAGAACUAAAUGAAAAGCCCUUCAUGAAGGCGUGCAAGCAGAAAUUCAGUGGCGAAGAAGCUGAGGUGCAGUAUGCAAUGCUUUGCUCGAAAUGGCAGGAAAACCUCAAGGAUUCAGCAUGGUACCCAUACAAACGCGUGGGGAAUGAAGACAAUAUGAAGUUAGUGGUGGAUGAAGAAGAUGAGCAACUUAAGAAUCUGAGAGAAGAGUGGGGAGAAGAGGUGAUGAACGCAGUGAAGACAGCGCUUGAGGAGCUUAAUGAGUAUAAUGCAAGUGGUCGCUACUCAGUUCCGGAACUGUGGAAUUCCAAACGAGGAGGAAAAGCCACACUGAAAGAAGUGAUCGAGUACAUGACACAGCACAUCAAAACUCUAACUGUCAAACGCAAACGAACCUAA
This is a messenger RNA of Arabis nemorensis, 1911 nucleotides long. The record is from the annotation of a GenBank genome assembly. NCBI's taxonomy places the organism in Eukaryota, Viridiplantae, Streptophyta, Magnoliopsida, Brassicales, Brassicaceae.